CUUGGCGUCGCUUCCUCAGCACGCCCACUUCGAGGUUCGAGCGACCAUGUCUUUUGGACGACCUCCGAGCAUCUCUGGCAGCUUUCAAGCAACACCACCUGACAGAGGGUCGUUCCCACUCGACCAUUAUGGUGAAUGUAAGGAUUACAUGACGCAAUAUCUUGACUGUCUGCGCAAAAGCGCCAGCAAUUCGUCGCCAUGUCGUCACCUCAAUCGUGACUACCUGGACUGUCGGAUGAAUCAUGGGUUGAUGGACAAGGACGAGUGGAAGAACUUAGGACUGAGUAACGUAGACUCAAAAGCCUCGACAACCAAGAAUGAUCCUCACGAUGCCAGUAAGGCAUCGUCGUCCUAGCCGCUUCCUAUUGGGCCUCGUCAUGUCUAGGCAAGGAUGCAGCCUCGGCACAUGCUUAGCCCCACGAGUCUUCUGGGUUAUACUCCUCCCUUACGCGGAACAUCUCCAUGUGCACUCAGGGCGAUCUCGGUGU
This is a messenger RNA of Fomitopsis serialis, 488 nucleotides long. RefSeq lists its product as uncharacterized. The record is from RefSeq and is a predicted model, not a curated record. Gene Ontology annotation, biological process: mitochondrial respiratory chain complex IV assembly. Gene Ontology annotation, cellular component: mitochondrial intermembrane space. The coding region runs from base 47 to 355 and encodes 102 amino acids. NCBI's taxonomy places the organism in Eukaryota, Fungi, Basidiomycota, Agaricomycetes, Polyporales, Fomitopsidaceae. The transcript has 4 exons.